CAAGUAAUCGCUAAGAGCGGUCUACCUGUGUUGUAUGCUUUUCCGUAUGUGUAUUUGAUUUGUUAUCAGAGAAAUUUAUUUUUUGAUCCCGAUAUAACCAGCGAUAUACAUUUGUUACGUCGCGACAAGAGCAAUUGUGUCAAGGUAAUUUGUUGAUGUGAACCAACUUGGAAACUGUCAACAUUUCCCGAAAAAAUUCUGCAAAAUAUGUCAUCCUCAUCAUCGAAAGGAUUUCCAUUGCUCCAAGACUUAGCUAGUUACAUUCCGGAUUCGCUGGAUCUAAACAGGGAUGCUGCUGCUAAAGAGUAUUGGUUUGGGUGCUUUGACCGGCUUGUGCUGAAGUUUGAACUACAGGCAGCGAAGAGCCAAUCAUCGGACCCAUCUGCCGAUGCCCGAGCCGCCCAGUUCCGGGAGCACUAUCAGGAAAAGUUGAGGCAACUUAAGAAAGCCAAUGUUGACCCAAAUGACCAGCCUUUGACAAUUCGGACUCUGUUGGAACUAAACCAAAAAUCACUAAGAUUGUACGGAUUUUCUGACCCAUGGAAAGAACAGAAAAAUCUAGAAAACGAAGCAUCAUUGAAAAAACUUCCUGCCCGGCUCCAAUGGCUAGAUCAAGUCGAUGACAUGAAUGCAAAAUGGACCGCUAUUAUCAAAGGAGUGCUGGCUGGUAAUAUGUUCGACUGGGGCGCACAGGCCGUCUCUCAAAUCCUAGAAAAAGAUGCCGGCUUUGGCUUGGAAGAGGCUCUGGAGCGAAUACAGAAACGACCAUGGCUAGUAGAUUGCCUAGAGCAAUGGCUGGAAAGGAUGAAGGGACCAGCACAUUCGUGUGCUACCAUCUUUACCGACAACUCAGGAAUUGAUAUUGUCCUAGGGAUACUGCCUUUGGUGCGCGAGCUUCUGCUGCGUAAAACCAAAGUUUUGCUCUGCGCCAACACAGAACCCGCACUGAACGACAUCACGUACGAAGAGCUCAACGAGGUCGUCAAAGAGUGCUGCUCUGAAUGCGAAACAAUCAACCAAGCGUACCAUUCGGGAAUGCUGAAAAUUGUCGGAAAUGAUCAGAAUGGUCCCUGUCUUGAUUUUCGAAACAUUUCGCAAGAAUUGUCUGAUGCCACCGCGGAUAGCGAUCUGCUCAUUAUAGUCGGAAUGGCAAGAGCAUUGCACACCAAUUUGAACGCGAAAUUUUCAUGCGAUGCAUUGAAAUUGGCGGUUGUUAAAAACGAGUGGCUCGCGAAUUACCUCGGAGGAGAUACUUUUUCCGUAAUCUGUAAAUAUGAAAAAGUAUGAUAUUAUGUAUUGAUUUGAUCUGGUUGAUGAUGAUUAUAAUAAAAUAUCGAAACAAACCACA
Molecule: messenger RNA, 1348 nt
Organism: Culex pipiens pallens (northern house mosquito)
Lineage: Eukaryota; Metazoa; Arthropoda; Insecta; Diptera; Culicidae
Product: 4'-phosphopantetheine phosphatase
Exons: 6
Coding region: 208-1287 (359 amino acids)
Biological process (GO): coenzyme A biosynthetic process
Cellular component (GO): cytosol; nucleus
Molecular function (GO): ATP binding; pantothenate kinase activity
Source: RefSeq, a predicted model, not a curated record